Candidozyma duobushaemuli is the source of this 2160-nucleotide messenger RNA. RefSeq names its product ferric reductase family protein. The coding region runs from base 1 to 2160 and encodes 719 amino acids. The record is from RefSeq and is a predicted model, not a curated record. NCBI's taxonomy places the organism in Eukaryota, Fungi, Ascomycota, Pichiomycetes, Serinales, Metschnikowiaceae. The transcript has 2 exons. Gene Ontology annotation, cellular component: plasma membrane. Gene Ontology annotation, molecular function: ferric-chelate reductase activity. Gene Ontology annotation, biological process: intracellular iron ion homeostasis; copper ion import; iron ion transport.
AUGCUUCGUCAAGCCUUGCUUACGGCCGUGCCGCUCUUUUUAGCCACUGUCUUUUUGUUUUUCGUGGGCCUCUGGGCUGACAACUACCUGAGCAUAACCUACAAGGGCGUUGAUCAGUACAGAUACAAUGCUUGUGGAAACUUGCUAACGACCUACUACACGGGUUGUGGAGGCCAUGGUCACGGAGGCCUGUUUGGCUGUUACUGCACCAACCCAGUUUUGCUUUCGAGCUUUUUGGGCUGUUUUGACCGCUAUGGCUUGAGUGCCGAUGAGGCAGUAGAUUUAGUCCACAAAGAGUGCAACGACCCUGAAUUGACCAAGGGCAUGCUUCACCGGUCCUUGGAUACUUUCCACGAAAAGAGUGUUUUUGUUAACGUGACUGGCCGUACCGAUAUGGGCCACUUGACCCACGCCCAGAUGCUGGACCAUACUGCCAUGGGCAAUGAGUCUAUAAUUGUCGAUUUUGGCACCUACUUCCCAGACUUGUUUGUGAGAAUUUACACUGCCAAAAUGGGCAACCACGACAAAUCGCUUUUAUAUUCCAUUGGCGGCAUCGCUUUCUGGAUGGGCUUGUGCAUAAUUGCAACAAUUGCUAACUGGACCGCUCGUUUGGUUCCUAGCUCCAGAAAUCUCUUUGAUGGGACAUACUCCAGAGCAUGGAGGAAGUACGUGACGCUUCCAGCCUUGAUUGAUAGAAAGCGUAACCAGGAGCAGAAAUGCUGGACUGUUUUUGAUGGUCUCGUUCCCACCAGAUUCGAAUCCUUGGUCAAUUUGUCUUUCCUUGCAUACACUUUCAUCACACAGAUUGUCCAUGUUUACUACGUUGACGAUAAUCCUUUCUGGGACGGCAACAGAGCAUUGGCUUUUUAUGUUGGUGACAGAACGGGUAUUCCCAGUCUCAUUUGGACCCUUUUACUUAUAAUCUUCGGCGGUAGAAGCAACAUAUUACAAUGGCUCACCGGUUGGAAAUUUUCUACUUUCGUUAUGUACCACCGGUGGAUUGCCAGAAUCGUUGUUCUUCUUGCCGUUGCUCAUUCUAUCGCUUUCACAUACAACGAGCACAGAAGAGGAACCUACUAUAAUUCGAUCAAAAUGGACUUUCUCAUCUUCGGCAGCAUGGCUACCAUUGCAGGCUGUCUCAUGUGUUUCCAGGGCCUCUUAUGGUUGAGAAGAAAGAGCUACGAAGUGUUUCUUAUUAUCCACAUCAUUUUGGCCGCCUUCUGGAUCAUGGGUUGCUGGGUCCAUGUAGAGUGGUUCGGCUACACACCAUUCAUGAUUGGUGCUGCUUGUCUUUGGAUCGCCGACCGUGUGAUCAGAUUCCUCAGAAUGGGCUACUUUGGUUGCCCCAAAGCAACUGUUCUGGGGCACUGCUGGGUGUACUUUGGCUUUGGCUUGGCAUUCUGGCAAAAUCAUCCUUUCUGCUACUUUGAAUCCCCUGAUGGAGAAACCAUGACUUUCAUUUGUAAGGUCAAAGGAGGUCUCACUAAGAAGAUUGGCGACCACCUUCAGAAGCUUCCGGAAAAAUCGUGCCAGAUGAGGGUUGCAAUUGAAGGCUGCUACGGUGAGAUCUCUCCAGUAUCCAGACACAGCAGCAUUGUGUACUUGGCAGGUGGCCACGGCUUUCCAGGAGUAUUUUCUGAAGCUUCUCACGAAGUCGCUAGAUCCCCAGAAAAGCAAAGCAUUAAGCUCCACUGGAUCAUCAAGGACCUCAAGGCUUUGCUGGUGGUUUGGAAAGAACUUCAGAUUUUGGCCACCACAAAAAUCGAAACUACGAUAUAUGUGACCAGACCAGAAAGCACCAGAGCAGAAUUGGCUUUUCUCAAACAGGAGUCCUGUGAAUCGUCCAUUGAUGAAAAGGAGGAGACGCUGGCACACGUCACGGCGCUUUCAUGUUCAUCAUCUUCAGAAAAAGAGAGCAUAGAAGUGGACAUGAUAAUGCAAAAAGUCAAGGACUUCUUCCCUCACAUCACCUUCGUUCUAAAAAGACCAUUGAUAGACGACAUUAUCAGCAAUGAGAUCGAGGAGUCCACCGAAAGCGCAGCAUUUGUCACAUGUGGCCACCCUGCCAUGGUCGAUGACGUUAGAGCUGGUGUCGUCUCCAGAAUCGAUACUACAGAAAAAAGAAUAGAUUUCUUUGAACAGUUGCAAGUGUGGACAUAG